AUGCCCUUUGCUGCUGGAUCUCGCGCUGAGAUUAACGAGCCUUCCAUCUCUCUGGGUGGCGAGGUGACCCUGACCCAAGCAAUCUCCACCCUCCACGUUUACCGUGCCAUCUCCCAGCCCGCCUACAUCUUGGCCCCCCAGACAGACAUCUUCGGCUACGCCUUCGCUAUGACCGCUAGCUCCAGUCCCUCAGCGGGCUUGACUGACUUCGGCGCUGAGUUGGAGGAGCUUGCCCGGCGAGUUGAGGUCUUUGCCGGGGACAUUUUGGGCAAAUCAGCAUCAAGUGGAGAGAUCUUAGCCCUGUUUGGAUACCACAACAAUGACAAGUACCGAGAUAAGAUCGGCAGGCAACAUCCACUGUCCAAGGGUUUGAGUGGACUCUUUUUUCGCGCCUUGCAGUUCAUAGCUCACCCUCAUUUCCCAGAAGCCAUCAUCGGGCAGUUCUACAGGAACCUCCUGAUUUGGAACGAGCAAGGCUUUAUGUAUCAGAUUCUCCUGAUGCUCCUUGUCAUGCUGGGCUAUCCCGUCAUCUGUCUGUUGUACAUUUUCUUUCCAGUCCCAAAAGUGGUUAGAUUCGCCAGGAAUCCGUACGUGAUGUUCCUGAUGUACUCAGGUUCAGGAAUCACCUUCCUCACCCUCAUCAUUGCUUUGACUGUGAUCGAUAAGGUCAACAACUAUCAGGCAGCGGAGGGGAUGUAUGCACUGCUUCUGGUUUGGAUACUCGGUAUGAUGUGGCAACACAUGAAGAAACUAAUGAAGCAUGGCCUGAAGGAAUAUCUGUCUGAUAGUAUGCGCAUCGUAGAAGCUAUCAUCAUAGCCUUGUACGUCACGGUCUUCGUCCUUCAGUGGAAUGGACAGAUCAAUAUUAUCUCGAAUGUCGUGCUUCGUCGCUCCGCACGUCACAUCGACAGCAGCAACUUCACGGAUCUGCAAGACCAUGUGUCGACAGUCCUGUCGGGUUUCCAAGGCCGACUGAACGACACUCUAGCCGAGGGUGUCGACGGGAUACUCACGGGGGUUUUCUCCAACUGCCACCCCAUGACAGGUGUGAACAACGUGGCUGAAAUGCCAUCCCUGACACCCCUUCAACAAGUAGUAGUCGACUAUGACCAGUUCGAGCCUGUCAUCGUGGCCCAGACUCUCUUUGCGGUCACCAUUGUGAUGUCCUUCAUUCGCUUGACGAAUAUUUUGUUGGUCAGCGAGACGGUCGGCCCGCUGCGCAUCUCUCUCGGCGCCAUGGUGGGGGACAUCCUCAAGUUCUGCGCCAUCUUUGUGGUGAUCUGGAUAGCCUUCGCAAUCGGUCUGUACAGCAACUACUACUCUGCCGGGCAGGCGGCAUCACGCCCGUGCUUUGCAGAUGGUGGCAGUUGGGAAGACUGCGCAUUCUUGACCGGCUUCUCAACACCUUUGGAUACUAUUGCGAGCCUGUACUGGUCUUUAUUCGGGAUGAUAGAUCUCGACGUUCUUGAGCUGACUGCCCACUACUCCGUGGCCGAGUUUGUCGGCACGUUCCUGUUCCUCGCCUACCACAUCGUUGCCGUGUUGGUCCUUCUGAACGCCCUCAUCGGUAUGCUGUCCAACACGUACAACUUAACAGAGGAGCACGCUGACACGGAGUGGAAGUUUCACCGUGCCGCUGCCUGGACCUCCUUCCUGCGCCCCGUGGGAACACUCCCGCCUCCCUUCAACCUGAUCCCGUCCGUUAAGAGUUUGUUCGGCUUCUGCAGAUACAUUGUAGGAAUUUGGCUCAAAUGCGCACGACGAAAACAAGUCAACCGGAAAGACAAAUACUCCAAAGAAGAGCUUGCUGGGUACACGCGGGCCUUGAAACUGACACGUGACCGCUACGUUCAGGAUCACUUGUCAUCGACCUCCACGAACUCCGAAGCAGCACGAACACGUGAUGUACAAUCACUGAGGAAUGACGUCACUUCAUUCAGAUUCUUUGCCCAAGACCGCUUGGAGGCUCUCAACAAAAAUCUCAUCCUGUCCAACGAAAAGUCAUCCGAGUUGCGCCGAAAGCUGGAUGACUUGGACCCGCUGAAAGGCUUGAGUAUCGACGUAGUCGGGGAGGCUACCCAACUGACCGAGAACAUCGACGAGCUGUCCCGAGAGGCAGACGGGUUGAGAGAGGAACAGACGACGGAGAUUACUGACAGGGACCAGGAGGCUGAAGACCUACGGGACAAGAUCGCCGCUCUCCAAGCCAAGAUACAACAGCUCAUGGCCAGUCACUCCACUGAAUUGGCCAAGAGGGACGGCCAUGAGGCGCAUCUCAGUGAUCUCAUCAGCGGACUGGAGAGGGAUAAAUCCAGCCAGAAGGACGAGCUGGAACGCCUUCGACUAGACAAAGCUGAGCUAAUCAACAAUGUGGGGAGGUUGCUGGAAGAGAUGGGCAAACUGCAACUCCAGGUGGCCAAACUCAAACAACAGAUACCUGCACCGACCGUAGAGGUUCCUGAUGAACCGGAGCAGGAACGCCUUGGUUUCUUCCGACGGAUCGCUAACGUGGUCGAGAAGAAAAUUACUGACCUCGGCGAGGGGUUGACAGCGGGUGGAAAAUAUGAAGACAACUUGACAGGGGAAAGUGAGCAAUCACAGACAGGAAGAGAAAAACAAGAUCCUAGCCCUCUAGAACGAGAGAAAGAAAAAGAGUUACGGGCAGAACCAGAAGCAGACGUUGAAGCGGCGAGAGUUCCAGAGACGUCAAAGAAAGAAAUCGAGGUACAAAAGGAAUCAAGCGAGCAACAAAUGGCAAGUCCAGCUCAGCAGGUAGAUUCUAGAUCCGAUCAAAUGCCUCUCGAACCAAAGGAUGUCAAGAGUCCACGUCAACAGCGUGAAAUGAUUGAGGAUCCAGCCCUAGAUACAAAGGAACAAGUAGAAAAAGAAGAACCAGAACCCGAGAGAGAACAAGAGCAAAGAUCAAGCGCUGAGACAGAGCCUACCACUUCAGUCGAAGCACCUGCCUUCCUACCCGAUCCAGAAACCGAGUCCGCACGUGCCGAGGCACCCAAAGAAGAGCCAGAUUCGGUGGCAGAUUUAGAAGUGACUGAUUAUUUCAAAGGAAUCGAGGCAGAGUUACAAAGUGAACCGGAGCAAAGUCUAGAGAAAACUACAUAUGAGGAAGCAGGGCAAAGCCUGGAAGCCGAGGAAACGCCUUUAGAGGCAGACACCCUGCCCGAACAAGCUAAGAUACAGAGACACCGGGCUGAAGCAGUUCAAGAUCUAGAUGUUGAUGUCGAAGUUGAAAACGCAGCACCACAGUCCGAGCAAAGGAAGUAUGUUACCACGGAUGAUCUAAGAUCAUCACCCUUUGAAGACAUAGAUUUGCCACCGUCCCCAGACACCUCACCCGUCCCAGUACAGGAACCGAAACAGUCAGAAGAAUCAUUUCAAGAUCAAAUGGUACAGGUAGAGCUUGCAUCACCAGACAAAGAGAGUGAACCUAAACAAGAGCAAGAUUUUCAAACGACAGAUGCAGUUCGAGACGCCCCGGCCAAGCAAGUAGAGGAACAAAAACAGCAGCCUCAAUUAAUUCAAGAACCAGAGUUGGAUACAAGUCUCAAGACACCCGAGAAAGAGAGUAAUUUAGAGCAGGCUCCUGACAUAUCGACAAGUGAAGCUGGGUCUUCCUUCGUGGAAAUAGAUCUGCCAUCAACUCCAGCAUCAAAGCCAGCAGAAGAGGCAGGUGAUAUUGGAGAAACCAAGAAAACGGAAGAUACACAACAUGAAGAGGAUCUCGAGACGAAAUCGGAAGAGCAAGAUACUGAAGAAGAACCGGUGAUUUGGCAGUUGUAAUUCCUCGACCCUAAGUAAACCCACGCUUUCGACUUUGGCAAACGGGAUGAUCGAAUCACUCUCCUAUAAAAUACACAAAAAAAUAUCUCAUUGCGGACAAUACCUCGGCAAUUGUUGGCUGUGCCAAAAUCCAUAGACGUAUUUGUAUACUGUCUUUGAAUGAAGUGAUUUAUUUUGGUGUGAAAGUUUUAAAAUUGUUUAUACCACAGUGGGGUCUGUGUCCUUUAUAACUGUUUCGAUAUGAUACUUGUUAUACCGCUUUCUGCUAUAAUUAACAAAUAGUUUAUCCUCAGAUAAAACAAACAAAUUGAGAUUACAUAUUAUGCCAGUAUUGUCAGCCGAUAUGUGUUUUCGACUCCUCACAAUGUACAUGUAUUAUGUCUUAUGUCGUCCUUUUUAUUGUGCUUGAAUUCACUAACAAUACUUAUACUAAACUAAUUAAUAUACCAUCAGUGUCUUUAUGUUACCGAAACAUUAAGCUGAUCUUAUUUCUCCAAGUUUUUAAGGCCAAAAGCCGAGUACUAAUUGGUCCUCCUUUUUUAAGUAAUAAUGCAAACAAAAAUCGUUCUAUAGCAGGAUGAUUAAAAAAAAAAGCGACCAGGAUUAAUGAUUUGUUUCCUAAAAAGCAAUCAAAUUUGAUGCACCAACGAUGAUGUCUCAAAUCAGCAUAUUUUUUUUGGGCAAUGUAUAUAUCCCGGCAAUAAUGUGUUGAAAACCAUGGACGUAUUUGUACGCACUGUCUUUGAAUGAAGUGAUGUUGUGUGUGUGGUAAAGUUAUAAAAUUGUUGAUACCCGAGUGGGGUCCGUGGCAUACAUAAUUUAGUGGUCAGACUUGAGUGGGGUCCGUGAAAUACAUAAUUUAGUUGUCAGACUUGUUAUAAAUGUACAUUGUACCUCUCUGCUAUAAUUAACGAACGGAUUAUCCUCAGAUAAAACGAUGAUCACAUGUACCUGUA
Molecule: messenger RNA, 4754 nt
Organism: Patiria miniata (bat star)
Lineage: Eukaryota; Metazoa; Echinodermata; Asteroidea; Valvatida; Asterinidae
Product: transient-receptor-potential-like protein
Biological process (GO): regulation of cytosolic calcium ion concentration; calcium ion transmembrane transport; manganese ion transport
Cellular component (GO): membrane; cation channel complex
Molecular function (GO): store-operated calcium channel activity; inositol 1,4,5 trisphosphate binding
Source: RefSeq, a predicted model, not a curated record